Molecule: messenger RNA, 1259 nt
Organism: Wasmannia auropunctata (little fire ant)
Lineage: Eukaryota; Metazoa; Arthropoda; Insecta; Hymenoptera; Formicidae
Product: trypsin
Exons: 6
Coding region: 210-1163 (317 amino acids)
Biological process (GO): proteolysis
Molecular function (GO): serine-type endopeptidase activity
Source: RefSeq, a predicted model, not a curated record
GCUCCGUGCAGCUUCGGAGCUUCUUCAGAAGCGCAACGAUAAUUUAUUUAUCUUUAUCUCGAGCGUGUGGGAAAACGCUAAAGGAAGGUGCGCGCGGGCUGGAGGGAGCAGGCCUGGUAUAAAUUAGCGGAAAAACAAAAGUCGACGGAGCGUGGAGCACAGAAAAUGGAGGAUCCCGCUAAGUCUUUACGGCGGCUCGCACGCGAGCCAUGCUACUCCUCGCGGUUGUGGUCGUCCUAAUACCGUAUAUCUGCCCGAUUUCCCCGGUGACCGGCGUCGAAAUGACCGCGACGCCGUGGGAGUCUGCGGCCGACGAGGCGGCGGCAGCGGCGGUGCGCAUCGUCGGCGGGGAGAUCACCAGCAUCAAGAAUUAUCCGUUCAUCGUCUCGGUGCAGCGCCGACCCUAUAGCCACUCGUGCGGAGGCACUUACGUCGCCUGUAGAUUCGUCCUGUCGGCCGCCCAUUGCAUGGUCAGACGGUUGCACGACGGUACGUGGGCAGCGGAGAAUCCACGCUAUUUCUACGUGAUAGCCGGCGCGACCUACGUGUAUUUACCAAGCUGGGGUUCCAUGCAAGUGGAAUUGGUAGACAAGACAUUGCCGCACGCAGAGUUUCGAUUCUCGGACAUGCGAAACGAUAUUGGAUUGUUCAGGCUGAAGAGACCCCUUUACAGAAACGCUUACGUUAAAUAUGUCACACUUCCGCCGGUAUACAUCGCGGAUAUAUUCCAGAUAUACACGGAGGAUUGUGUCGCGGCUGGAUGGGGUCGACACAUACCUGAUUCAGACAAAGGCAGCGGUACGUAUUUACAACACGUUCAAAUUCCAUUAAUCUCGCCUGACAAAUGCCCUAUGCCAAGUGUUCACAAAGAAAAGCAAUUAUGCGCUGGUGUACUGGAAGGUGGUCGUGAUACCUGUCAGGGUGACAGCGGUGGGCCAUUGCUAUGCAACGGAACGCAAGUCGGUAUUGUCUCUUGGGGCAAAGGAUGCGCUCGUCCGAAUACAGCGGGUGUUUAUUCUCGCGUGGAUUUUUAUUUAGAAUGGUUAAACGAAACUAUUGUUCGAAAUGGAGCCGUGAAGUACUCCUUUCAAAAUACUUCUUUCGCGAUAACAAUUAUUAUUCACGUCUUAUUGUUUAUAUAUCUUAUCGAUCUAACAUACUGAUUAUCAUAUACAUGUAAGCAAUAAGCAAAAAACCUACGCGUAAUUUUGUAUUUAGCUACAAGUUAUUAUUAUUACUAUGUCACUCUGAAGAUCUUA